Syzygium oleosum is the source of this 2215-nucleotide messenger RNA. RefSeq names its product glucan endo-1,3-beta-glucosidase 5-like. Gene Ontology annotation, molecular function: hydrolase activity, hydrolyzing O-glycosyl compounds. The transcript has 2 exons. Gene Ontology annotation, cellular component: plasma membrane. Bases 593 to 2059 code for a protein of 488 amino acids. The record is from RefSeq and is a predicted model, not a curated record. Gene Ontology annotation, biological process: carbohydrate metabolic process. NCBI's taxonomy places the organism in Eukaryota, Viridiplantae, Streptophyta, Magnoliopsida, Myrtales, Myrtaceae.
AAGUGACGACUAAACAAAUAUAUCCUUUUGGAGCUUAUCAGAAGCAUCUCUUCCCCCUGUUUUUAUCUCUGUGUCUCUCUCACUCUUCCUUGUCGAGUUCGGCCGUUGAAUUGCGAGGACAUCUUCCUCGUCUUUCUGUGAACUUUCGAGCUGUUCCGCUCUUGUGAGUGUUCCAUUUGCUUUUUUUUCUUUCCCUGUUCUUGGUGAUCUUUCUGUCGCUUUGCUUUCUUGGAGCGCCCUCUUUUGCUCUGUUUGUGGUAUGUGCUUUAGCUGAUACUUUACACAUGCUCUGUCCACUUUCAUCUUCUUUAAUUGUAGCUUAUCGUCUUCUCUUUUGCUCGCAACUCUCUUUCUCUGAUGAUGAUUCUUUAUUGCGCCUUGUAAGGAACUAUCCAUAGUCGGUCUGUCUCAAGCUCAGGAUCAUCUCUCUCUCUCUCUUUCCCUUGUACUUGAAAAUAAAGAAGAUCAGCUCAGGUUUCUGGGUCAUUGACAGUUGGCUUCUUUCUCGAAUUCAGUGACGAGUUCGGUGUAAAUUGUAGGAGGACCCGAGUAAAUUGAGUAGUUGAGUGGAUCGAGCUGGAAUUGUGUGCAUAUGGGGUUCUUUAAAUUUAUAGCUUUUAGUAGGCUGUGUGUUGCCCUGUUAUUCUUGGAUGAGCUGGUGAGCUCGGUGGGUGGGAUUGGAGUGAAUUGGGGAAUACAGGCGACCCAUCCUCUGCCGCCUGCGACGGUGGUGAGGAUGCUGCAGGACAAUGGGAUUCAGAAGGUGAAGUUUUUCGAUGCCAAUUCGAGCUUCUUGGGUGCUCUGAGUAAGUCUGGGCUUCAGGUGAUGGUGGGGAUUCCGAAUGACAUGCUCUCUUCUCUGGCGAGCAACGUUGAGGCGGCGGAGAAUUGGGUUGCGCAGAAUCUCUCUUCGCACAUCUCCUCCAAUGGAGUGGACAUCCGGUAUGUUGCAGUAGGGAAUGAGCCAUUUCUAUCGGCGUACAACGGAACCUACCUUAAUACAACCCUUCCUGCCCUCCAGAAUGUCCAGGCAGCUGUUGUGAAAGCCGGAUUGAGCGCACAGGUCAAAGUCACCAUCCCUCUCAAUGCUGAUGUGUUAGCGAGCUCGACAUAUCUUCCUUCUGAUGGAGACUUCCGGUCAGAUAUCCACGAUCUCAUGUUGGAGAUUGUCAAGUUCCUCAGCGACAAUGGAGCUCCUUUCACCAUCAACUUCUACCCUUUCAUCAGCCUCUACAAUGACCCCAACUUCCCAGUGGAUUUUGCCUUCUUCGACAACUCGUCAUCGACACUGAACGAUAAAGGCACAAUAUACACCAAUGUGUUCGAUGCGAGUUAUGACAUGCUUGUGUGGGCCCUGCAGAAGAAUGGUUAUGGAAACAUGUCCAUCAUUGUUGGAGAGGUCGGAUGGCCUACAGAUGGAGACAAGAAUGCGAAUGCGAAGAACGCUCAACGGUUCAACCAAGGGUUCAUGACUCGGUACUCGGCUGGAAAGGGGACCCCCAUGAGGCCUGGCCAAAUGGACGCCUACUUGUUCAGCCUGAUUGAUGAAGAUGCAAAGAGCAUUCAACCUGGCAACUUCGAGCGCCAUUGGGGUUUGUUCUAUUUCGAUGGGCAGCCAAAGUACGUGCUCAAUCUCGGUUCCACAAGCUCAAAUGGCUUGGUAGCUGCAAGGGAUGUCAAAUAUCUGGCUAAGAAAUGGUGCGUGAUGUCACAGUCAGCAAGCCUCCAAGACUCGCAAGUGGCACCUAGUGUGAGCUACGCUUGUUCCCUUGCGGAUUGCUCGAGUCUCGGGUAUGGGACUUCGUGCGGCAACUUGAGUGCUCAAGGGAACAUCUCAUACGCGUUCAAUAGCUACUACCAGCAGAAUAAUCAACUCGACAGCGCCUGUCAGUUUCCCAACCUAUCAGUCAUUACGGGCAGCGAUCUGUCUGUCGGAGAUUGUAAAUUCAUCAUCAUGAUCCAAACGCAGUCCUCGAGCUUGGUUGCGAAUGCCGGAUCUCCGAGAAGAGGUAUUGUUCCAGCUGUAUUGGUGUCCUCAUUGCUGUACAUGAUUCUGUGAAUGUCGCAGUUAUUUCAUAUACUAGAACACGAUUGUAAGAAGGCAAUGUGGCUUCAUUAUAGGUGCUGUUAACAGUUUCGUACACAGUUAUACCUGUCUUCAUUUUCCUGUAAAUAGACAUUAUCAAGAAUUGGAAAAAGAGUUGAAUUCUGUCAA